Messenger RNA from Spodoptera litura, 2016 nucleotides. RefSeq names its product ecdysone oxidase-like. The record is from RefSeq and is a predicted model, not a curated record. Gene Ontology annotation, molecular function: flavin adenine dinucleotide binding; oxidoreductase activity, acting on CH-OH group of donors. Lineage: Eukaryota; Metazoa; Arthropoda; Insecta; Lepidoptera; Noctuidae.
CAUAAGUUGAAGUUUUAAUUUUUAUAAUAUUUUGUGUUAGGUAUAUUUCUUAUUGUUAUAUGUGAUUUUAAGAGGGGAUGGAAAAAAUAAAUAACAAUAAUCUAUAAGAGAAAACGCAGAAAAUGAAUGCGACAUCAGCUGUGCUUGGAAUUCAAAAAAUUCAAGGGGCCUUGAAGAUAUUGGCUGCGUUGCAGUUGACUGCGUAUCUGUGGCCACAACAAGCCCAAGUUCAAGAUGGUGCUUGUUUCGACUACAUUAUUGUCGGCGCAGGAUCAGCUGGCAGUGUCAUUGCUAAUAGAUUGACGGAGCUCGAAAAAGCCACAGUUUUGCUAAUCGAGGCUGGCGGCGACCCUCCUGUUGAAUCUGUGAUACCAGGAUUACUAACAUUUAUGAAGAAUACAGAAGUUGAUUGGAAUUAUGAAACAGAAAACGAUGGAUAUAGUCAACAAUAUCACAAAAAUUAUGGAGUAGAACUGACGAGAGGGAAAAUGCUGGGAGGAUCCAGUUCAAUAAAUUUUCUAGCUUACACGAGAGGCAACUACCAUGACUUCAACAACUGGGCUAAGUUGACUGAGGAUGAAUCUUGGAGUUGGGAAAAUGUUCUUCCGUAUUUCAAAAAAAGUGAGAGGUUAGUCGACCCCGUCAUGCUCCAAUCAAGUGCUAGGAGGUUUCAUGGAACUGAUGGAUAUGUAGCCACGACUAGAAAAUAUAAUGAAGAAGUUUUGAGGUACUUUGAAGCCUUUGAAGAAGUUGGAAACAGAAUUGUUCUGGAUACAAAUGGUGACACCCCUCUUGGUAUUACUGAAUGCAUGUUUAAUAUUGGUAAUGGUAUCAGACAAAGCACAGCUCAAUCAUUUUUACAUCCAAUUAAGGAUCGACCUAAUUUAUUUGUUCUCAAAAACACGUUGGUAUCAAAAAUCCUCUUCGAUGAAGACAAGAAUGCUAUUGGUGUGGAAGCUAUAUUAGAAAACAAUGAAGUUGUACAGUUUAGAGCUGAUAAAGAAGUUAUAGUAUCAGGUGGUGCUAUUAAUACGCCACAAUUAUUGAUGCUUUCUGGUAUAGGUCCCAAAGAACAUUUAGAAAGUCACAAUAUACCAGUUAUUUCUGAUCUUCCUGUGGGUCAGAGUUUACAAGACCAUGUCAUGGUUAUGAUGGCCCAUAAAAUGGGCAAAUCUCCUCCACCAAAACCAGUAGAUCCCUUAUAUAUCGCAAGUCCACUGAUGAUGGGAUACACGAGUUUGAACAAAAGUAAAAAUUAUCCAGACUAUCAGUCCAUUAACUUUAUUAUGAACGAACCAACUCCUAUGUUGCAAUUUUGUUCUUUCUAUUACUCUUACAUCGAUGAAAUAUGUCAAGCGUUGUAUAACGGAAGUAUUGGGAAAGAAGUAUUAUUCAGUUUAGUGAUAUUAUUAUACCCAGAGUCUAGAGGAAAAAUAUUAUUACGAAGCACCGAUCCAAAGGAGAAACCCAUAAUUUACACUGGCUAUUAUUCUGACCCAAUAGAUUUGGAAAGGCAUGCAUCGUAUGUGGAAGAUUUUGCGAAGAUUAAACACACAGAGUUUUUUGAAAACGUUAACGCUGAAAGAGUUGUGCCAGAAGUGUGUGGAUGUGAGAAUAAGUACUCUACUGAAGAAUAUUGGAAAUGCUAUGCACUGUGUAUGAUGGUGUCUGGGUACCACUACACUGGGUCAGCGGCUAUGGGAGUUGUGGUUGAUUCUCGUCUAAAUGUCUUUGGAGUACAGAAGCUUAGGGUCGCGGAUGCCAGUGUAAUGCCAAAGAUUACUGGAGCCAAUACAAAUGCUGCGACGAUUAUGAUUGGAGAACGAGCAGCAGAUAUAAUCAAAGAAGACCAUUUCUUAAGGUCUAGAUGUUAGAUUUAACAAAUUAUUUAUUAGUUUAUCUCAGUUAGCUAAUUUGCUUUAUCGGAUGAGGUGGCACAAAGCAGACGGAUGAUGAUGUCAAGCACUCGGUGCCGCCGAUGGACACCAUAUCAGGGUUAUUUCUCACAAAAAAAAA